Scleropages formosus (Asian bonytongue) is the source of this 1929-nucleotide messenger RNA. RefSeq names its product centromere protein L (gene cenpl). NCBI's taxonomy places the organism in Eukaryota, Metazoa, Chordata, Actinopteri, Osteoglossiformes, Osteoglossidae. The record is from RefSeq and is a predicted model, not a curated record. The transcript is spliced from 5 exons. The coding region runs from base 28 to 1098 and encodes 356 amino acids.
CUCGCCGCCGCCGUUGUUUUGCCAGCCAUGGAGAAUCAAGAGAGCCCUCCCCCCGCGACCCCGCGAAGCGGCAGAGCUCCCGGCGGCGGUAAGAGCUACGCCGGCCGCUCGCGACGGAGCCUCGGUGUGGAGCUCACCAACAUCGGCAUCACCCCGGGCCAGCUGACCGGCCUGAGGGCCCCGACGAGCCGUGGGUUCCCCAAGUCACGAAACAUCACCGAACACGUGGAUCCUGAGCAGAUAGCUCUUCUGGUGAAGAAUGAGUGGAAGCUCUCAUAUGUCACUCCUCUGUAUCAGUUCAGACACGUGCAGCUCAAGUCUUACUCCAAGCAGCUGUCAGCCUUCAUCGUAUCAGAGAAGCAGCAGGGCAUAGCGGUGGAAAUUGGACUGGAGACCAACUUCAAGGUGGUCUUUUCAGUCGUCUUAGGCCUGGCGGAGACCGAAGAUGAUGCAGAAACUGUCUUUAUACAGAUCCAUUCCAAACCCCCAUUUGCUGGAGACGGUGAUGUUCCCAAGAUCAUCUGGAGUGGAUGGUUGACUUGUGUCGGUGGCAAUCCAGAUUACCUUAGGUCCCUGCCCUCCGGAUUUGUCUGUUUGCCCUUGUUUUGCGCCAGUGGAUCAGAGUCGCUCACAUCGCUCGUAAAGUUAUGGUUUGAGAGGACGUUUGACUGCUCCUUUGGCACACUAAACUUAAAUUCCACUUAUCUCCAAUGGCUUGCUUCUAUGUGGACUGGGUGUCAUCAUGUCUCCAGCAUUAGAUACCUGAAACUGGUCUGGAACUUGCCUGCCCAGCCCCCUUUGGACAUUUCAUAUACAGUCCACCCGCAAGACGCCUGGGAUUUGUGGAACAGUGUCCGGGAACAGGACAGCACAGGAGACACCAUUGGUAUUAACGAAGUUGAACGUUUCAUGAAAGGACUCGAGUCACAUUUCUUCAGGCACUUCAGGAUUUACCUGUCUGCAGGGAUGUUAACAAAGGUUUCCACUGCAUUUGGUUCUGCGCACUGUGAUGGAAAGAUUAAGAUCACAAGCAGUGACUUUAUCAACCAUGUAUUGAUUCUGCUGACAGAAUGUGCUCUACUGAAAAUGCCCAUCUGACCAAGAGCAGACUCCUGAGUGCUUUUGUAAAUAACACAUUUGUACUAAAUUGUCUGGCUUCGAAAGCAGCCUAAAUGUAAACUGCGGAGAUAGUUAACGAUUCUUUAGCUUUCUCUUAGUGGCUGACCAGAUCUCAUGUACGCUGUAUAGAAUUGUGGGCCAUGCUUAUAUUGCCUGCUACAUUCAGAAAAGACAUCCUUUGCAAGAGUAAAUGUACACCUAAUUUUCUUCUGUGCAUCUCUUUUUAAUCUUGGUAAUUCAUUUAAAGUAGAACUGUCCACCAGAAAUGUGGCAUAUAUACUGCUUUAAUAUUUAAAAUUUCUGCAUUUAGUCCUCUAGUGGGACAGUCUGAAGUAUAAGCAAGGACUUUGAGUACUUCAAUAGUAUCCUUAGUGCUCCACAAAAAUCUGUACGAGACAUUUAUGUAAUCAUUUCAGCAUUUGUACUACAUAAACAGCACAGCAUUUGUUGAAGUACAGAGACAUCAUUUAGGUGCUGGCACAGUUGAGAUACUGUGAAGUCUGCUUUUAUUACAAAACAAGUGCUGUAGUCACUGCUCAGCUUUUAUUGAUUAUAGAUGUUUCCAUGUUUUAAUAAAUUAAAAGAAACACUGUAAUAUUGCUCUCCUGUGGGAUAAACUCAAACUUAACCAAGCAGCUGAAAAAGCAGUACAUGGGGGGAUGCUGCUUGGCCAUAUAGUAAAUAAAUUAAUAUUCUUAAAAUUACAAUUCAUUAUUUCCAGUCAAUGCACAAUUAGAUCAUAGUGCAUCAAAUGUUUUCUAUGAACACCAAAUAAAUUUACAGGUUGUCUAGGCAAAACUAGUGACCUUU